CGUAAAUUGAUUUAUUAUUUCAUCAUUCCCAUUGUUUACAUAAGUAAGAGGUUAUUUAUUUUAACAUUAUAAAAGUAACUUAAGAAGAAAAAUAAUUUAAAAAUGGAAGAAAGAGCUACCGUUUUAGAAAGUAUGAGUUCUAAGCCACCCUUGAGAUCUUAUUCAGCACCAUUGUUUGCAGGUGCAAUAGCAGGAUUGUCAGUAGAUGUAGCCCUCUAUCCGCUGGACACAUUGAAAACCAGGUUGCAGAGCCAGCAAGGGUUUUACAAGGCUGGCGGCUUUAAAGGUGUUUAUAGAGGUUUAUUAACAGUGGCUACAAGUUCGAUGCCCUCAACAGCUUUAUUCUUCGUCUCGUAUGAAGCUACCAAGACGCUGGCUACACCGUUGGUCACUCCGCAGUACCUACCUUUCGUGCAUAUGCUAUCGGCAAGUGUGGGGGAAGUGCUUGCCUGUGUCAUCAGGGUACCCACAGAGGUGGCGAAGCAAAGGAAACAAACAUACGUUGGGACUGAGAAGAAAAGCAGUAUUGGGAUUAUACUUCAGGCAUUUCGCACAGAUGGCGUUCGCAACGGUGUAUACAGGGGGUUCUUUUCGACCGUAAUCAGAGAUUUACCGUUCAGUUUUAUAGAGUUACCCCUUUGGGAGUGGAUGAAAAGCGUUGUUAGAGAGAGGAAUGACGGACAAAUUAAUAGUUUUCAAAGCGCCCUCUGUGGUGCAUUAGCGGGAGGUUUCGCGGCGGCCGCAACAACACCUUUGGACUUGGCAAAAACACGCAUAAUGUUAUCCGAAGAUUACGCGGAAACGAGGAAAUUACGCGUAAAACCAGUGCUAAGCGAAAUUUACGCGGUUUCGGGGUUACGCGGGUUGUUCGCGGGUAUUACGCCAAGGUGUACGGCAAUUAUGAUUGGUGGUUUUGUAUUUUUCGGCGUGUAUGAUAAGUCCAAAUCGUUUUUUGAAAACAAAUAUAGAUAACGGUAUUAAUUGAGGCUUUUGUAGGUUUUUGAAAAUGUACAAAUUGUAGUGAUAAUGUGAAAUUACCAUAAAAUUUUGAUAAAGGUAGUUUAAUGUAUUUAUCUAUGUUUUUGUUGAAAUGUUAUCAAACUAUGGCAAUGAAGACUUUUAGCAGAAUAUCAAAGUUAGGUAAUUUGAGAAAUUAUAAAGCAUUUGUUAUUAAUAUAGUAAACUGCGAUAGGUUGUAAUGUGAUUUGUGAACUAUGUGUUAAUAGCUAGGUAUAAAUUGUAAAUAAUUUAUGGAAUUGUUGUAUUUAUAAAGAAUAAAAGUUUGUUACUAA
This is a messenger RNA of Colias croceus (clouded yellow), 1292 nucleotides long. Its product is annotated as S-adenosylmethionine mitochondrial carrier protein-like. Gene Ontology annotation, molecular function: S-adenosyl-L-methionine transmembrane transporter activity. The record is from RefSeq and is a predicted model, not a curated record. Bases 103 to 972 code for a protein of 289 amino acids. The transcript is spliced from 6 exons. Gene Ontology annotation, cellular component: mitochondrial inner membrane. NCBI's taxonomy places the organism in Eukaryota, Metazoa, Arthropoda, Insecta, Lepidoptera, Pieridae.